GAGGCUGCGCGCUGCUGUCAGACGCGCGCGCUGGAGACAGAAGAGACUCUCAUCACAUCACGCGCGGAGGGGAGAGCAGAGCAGGCAUCGCAACGCAUCGCAUCGCACCGCGUCUGUCCCCAGUGCUCACAUCGCGCCGCAUUGAGGAUCGUACCUUUAUAGAGAAACAUCAUCAAUUACGCGCAACACGGUGCGUAAAAUCCACAGCAGAGGCUUCAGUGAGACUGCGAUUCAGGUGAUCAGAUGCUGAGGUCGAUAUGAACCCACCCAUGUCAAAUUCUCAACCCUACAGGUCAAGAAGUAGCUUGAUUGGGAUAAUGCAUACCUAGAUUGGGAUAAUGAUGCCCCUUUGUUUGAGUAAAAUCUUGCAUUCAUGAAAUUUGAGGAUUGCUUUUUUGUCUUUGGGAUGUGAAGCAUACAUAUUAUUUGGAUUACACCUUGUUUUUUAAUGCCAUUUCUACAUUUCACAAUGGGAUUGCCAAGACUGUACCAUAAAACGUUGUUUUUUUGUACCUUCGUCCAGUAGCUGUUUAACUUAAAACUCAACUUGAUAGGACUUCAAUGGCUUUGUGAUUGGUACCUGCAUUGAGAAACCCAACAGAUAUCAAAACGGAGGAGCUAUUUCUGUGUAGCACCGAAACGGCCUCAUUUUCCCAAGAAAGAUUCCUCUUAAAUGCCCUCUUGAGGAGCGGUGGCCUUUACCAUGACCAAAAACCUAUUGGAUUUAUAGUUUCAUUGAGCAGCGGCAAACUCUCGUUUACCUUGCUCAACCCCAGAGUCAAGGAGCUUUUCUCAAGCAAUCAGGCGGUUCAGAACUUCAUCUUGAACGAGUUUCUUGACUUCUGCCCCAUGUAGAGACGAGAGAGUUUUUAAACAUGGCUCCCCACUGGAGAGCAGGAGCUCAGGCUUUGGCAGUGACUCUGGGAAUUCUGCAGUGCUGCGGAUGGCUGUCCGCUCAGACCAUAAGGACUAGUGUCGGGAUGAUGGGAAGAGGUCCCGAGCAAUGGCCGAUGUCUCAUGAACGGGUGAAGAGGGGAUGGGUUUGGAAUCAGUUCUUCGUUGUGGAGGAAUACACCGGGACGGAGCCGCUUUACGUCGGAAAGAUCCAUUCCGACUCUGACGAAGGCGACGGCUCUAUAAAGUACACCAUCUCUGGAGAGGGAGCAGGGACUGUCUUCAUCAUAGACGAGGUCACGGGCGACAUCCACGCCACCGAGCGUCUGGACCGAGAGGAGAAGACCUUCUACACCUUACGAGCUCAGGCACGAGACCGUCUGACCGACGCACCGCUGGAACCCGAGUCUGAGUUCGUCAUCAAGGUCCAGGACAUCAACGACAGCGAGCCCAAGUUUCUAGAAGGUCCUUACAUCGGGAGUGUGGCCGAGCUCUCUCCUGUCGGUACGUCGGUGAUGAAGGUUAUGGCCUCGGACGCUGAUGAUCCGACCUACGGAAGCAGCGCUCGGAUCGUUUACAGCGUCCUGGAAGGAGAACGCUUCUUUACUGUUGACCAACAAACAGGAGUGAUCCGGACGGCCGUGGCGGAUCUGGAUCGGGAGACACAGGACCGCUACGAGCUGGUGGUCAAAGCCACAGAUAUGGCAGGACAAAUGGGCGGUCUCUCCGGAUCCACUACAGUGACCAUCGUGAUCACGGAUGUUAAUGACAACCCUCCGCGCUUCCCUCAGAAGAUGUAUCAGUUUUCGGUCUCGGAGGGUGCGGCCGUCGGGACGCCGAUCGGUCGGGUGAUCGCGACAGAUGCAGACAUGGGCGAGAAUACGGAUAUGAGUUACCUGAUCAAAGACGAGGAGGGUGGAGAGCUGUUCAGAGUCUCGACUGAUGGAGACACACAGGAGGCCAUCAUCACCAUCAAAAAGCCUCUUGACUUUGAGAACAAACGCACACAUAAUGUGGUCGUCGAGGCUGUGAACAAACAUGCGGACCCUCGUUUCGUGGAUCUGGGCUCUUUCCGGGACCAGACCAUCGUGCGGGUCAGUGUGUCGGACGUGGACGAGCCUCCCAUCUUCAUCCCUCCCAGAGGCAUCAUCAUGGAGGUUCAGGAAGACGCUCGCCUGGGAGCGCUGGUCGGGAUUGUGACCGCCAGAGACCCGGAUGUGGAGAACGUCCCUGUCAGGUUCUCUAUAGAGCGGAGCACAGACCAGGAGCAGAUCUUUAACAUCGAUGCUGUAACAGGUGCCAUCACUCUGGGAAAGAUCCUGGACCGGGAAACUGCCGGCUGGCACAACAUCACAGUUACUGUGGUGGAAGCAGAUAACCAGUCCAUGGCGUCUCAGACGGCGGUGAGCAUCCGCAUCCUGGACGUGAACGACAACCCUCCCGAACUCGCCACUCCUUACGAGGCGUCGAUCUGCGAGGACGCCAAACCUGGCCAGCUCAUUCACACCAUCAGUGUUGUGGACCGAGACGAACCACAGUCUGGACAUCGAUUCUAUUUCACACUGGCACCCGAGGCCUCCAACAACCGGCAUUUUACACUGUGGGACAUCAAGGACAACACAGCCGGGAUCAGGACACAGCGCUCCGGAUUCAACCGUCAGGAGCAGAACGUGUACCUGCUUCCCAUCCUGGUGGUGGACAGCGGCCCUCCGGCCCUCAGCAGCACAGGGACCCUCACCAUCCACGUGUGCGGAUGUGACACGGACGGAUCAAUCCAGUCCUGCAACACCACGGCUUACGUCAUGUCAGCCGCGCUCAGCCCCGGCGCUCUCAUCGCGCUGCUGGUCUGCAUCCUCAUCCUCAUCGUCCUGGUGCUGCUGAUCCUGACCCUCAAGCGUCACAGGAAGGGCCAGCUCAUGUCCGAAGAUGAGGAAGACAUGCGGGACAACGUCAUCAAAUACAACGACGAGGGCGGAGGCGAGCAGGACACCCAGGCGUACGACAUGAGCGCCCUGCGCAGCCACUACGACUUCCCCGAGGUCAAAAACUCAGACUCGGGCCCCGAGCUGCACCCGGUCCCGCAGUGGAUCCAGAAGAGAGUGGUAGGAGACGGCGGCCCGGCCGAUUUCUCGGUUUUUAAAGACUACAUACGAAAGAAAGUGGAGCAGGCGGACGCAGACUUAUCGGUGCCGCCGUACGACUCGUUCCAGACUUAUGCAUUCGAGGGCAGCAGCUCGCCGGCUCUCUCGCUAAGCUCCAUCCGUACGCUGUCCACCACCUCGGAGCAGGACUUCUCGUACCUCAGCGAUUGGGGGCCGCGCUUCAGGCAGCUGGCGGGAUACUACGCCCCGGCCCAGCCGGAGGAAGAAGGGUCCUAGCACCAUCCUCUGAUCAGCAUCCGUAUGUUCUCCCUGGAGUUCUGCAUUGACGUUGUUUGGAUCCCAGUCAAUCCUGAGACUGUUAUACUUUGUAAAGUGACUUCUCAUCUUGUAGAAAAGUUCAGGACAAAUAUUGAAGGAGAAAAACAACUAGGAUGGGUGCUGGGCAAACCUCCAACAUCUUCUCACCUGUCAGCGAGAGCAAGAGGAACGGGGCCGUGCCAUAUGCACCGCGAGGAAUACUCAUUCUUUGCUUUUUUUUUGUAAUUUUUUUGCCCAUCUGUGGAGAUAAAUGACUUUAAGUCACCAGGAUCCAAUGGGAAGAUUUUCCAACAUUUAAAAAGAACCUUAAAUAAAUCUGUAUUUAUUUAAAGAAAGAAAAACUGGAAAAAAAAAAAGAAAACGAUAUUUAUGUAUUUAUUGCUUUCUAUUUAUUUAUUUAUUCAUCCUGGCAAUGGACUGAAAUACACAAAUGGAAAAUUUGUCAGGGUGACAGACAAGGACUGAAUAUCCUCAAAAACUAAAACAAAAAGACGAGUUUAGAGGAGUUUGCAAACUAUCAGUGACAGUAAAUCAGUGUUGAAAAUAUUUGUAUUUAUUUUUAAAAAACUCUUUUUGUAAAAUACAAAGCAUUUCUGCUGUGGAAAAGUAACGGCUGUCUCUCAAAAACAUGUCAAAAUCACGCUUCACCCCCAAAUCAAGAGAAUAAAAUAAGAAAUUAAGUUUUGCAUGAAGAAGAUGAAGUCUGUUUUAAAUGUGUUUAUGACGAUUAAGCAUUUUGCCUCCAAAAUUCAUCUAGAUGUUUCACUUUUAUGUGUUUUUCAUUAUUCUCAGUAAGAUUCACUGGACUGAAAUAUAGUUCAAUAUUGUUAAAUUACGCCAGUUUUUAUUGCAGUAAUAAAAAAUUGGUGAAAUGUGCUUAAUUGUCAUAAAAAAUUAUGUUACCAUAUAAGUAGGCUUCACCAGCAAAGUAUGAUUUAAUAUUUCUUUCUUUAGAUUUUGGAGUGAAAUAUGAUUCUUUGACAGGUUUUGUGAGCAUUGGUUUUAUCUGUGUUGUGUUGCUUUUCAACUAAUUAUCCAGAUCACUCGUGAAUCUUUCCUGUAGAGACCGUUUUCAAGGGGAGUUUUGAAAGACAAGACAACAUGGCACAAUACACAACAAGAAACAAACGAGGCCAUCUGACACCUCCUUUAUCCGUUAUUUUUAGAUAUUCCAAAACAUACAUGUUCACUGAUGAUUUGUGCCGAGAUGUUUCCAGAUCGCUUUCCUUUGGGUGAUUUGUUUGGUUUUUUAUCUUUCUGUGUUGGGUUGAGGAUGAUGAACUAGAGACGGGGUGCAGUGGUCGUGUUUUUUCCUGAACCAGCACCCUUAAAUGUCCACCCAAAAAUGCAGAUGUAUGGCUAAAAAUACGAUUGAAUUCAUCAAUAAAUAUUUACAGUUUUUCAAA
This is a messenger RNA of Carassius gibelio (silver crucian carp), 4720 nucleotides long. RefSeq names its product cadherin-22-like. NCBI's taxonomy places the organism in Eukaryota, Metazoa, Chordata, Actinopteri, Cypriniformes, Cyprinidae. The transcript has 12 exons. Gene Ontology annotation, molecular function: cadherin binding; calcium ion binding. Bases 876 to 3272 code for a protein of 798 amino acids. Gene Ontology annotation, cellular component: catenin complex; adherens junction; plasma membrane. Gene Ontology annotation, biological process: cell morphogenesis; homophilic cell-cell adhesion; calcium-dependent cell-cell adhesion. The record is from RefSeq and is a predicted model, not a curated record.